AUGGCCACAGAACGAGAUCCGAACCGUGUGUAUUACCGGGCAGGUGGAUUUGAACAGUCUCGACCUAUCUUGAGAGGAGCAGAAGCUACAAAUACUUUCGAGUUCAUCCCAAUUGUUGACGUCAGCAAUGUCUUCAGCUCGGAUUUUGAAGUCCGCAAGGAAUUGGCCGCAGAGAUAGGAAAGGCUGUAACUGAAGUAGGAUUCUUCUAUGCUAUCAAUCCACCAGUUGAUACGGAGUUGAUGGAUAAAUCCUUUGCCGUGAUCAAGAAGUUCUUCGACUUGCCACUGGAGACGAAGAACAAGUAUAUAUUCACGAAGAGUCCCUGCUUCAAAGGCUACAUGCCCUCCAAGACUCAAGAGAAAUCAGCUCCCGAUCGUGACUCCUUUGCGGUUAGUUCUGACUUCUCCGACCCGGAGCAACACUUCAUCAAAAUUGCCCCUCCAGGAUCGGUGCCUCUCAAUCUAUGGCCUGAUGAAGAGUUGCCCGAGUUCAGAAAAGUCUUCUACCAAUACUUCAGACAAUGCUAUGCGUUCGCGAAGGCACUGAUUCAUUCCUUCGCUUUAGCACUCGAGUUGGACGAAGACAGCUUUGACGAGUUCUUCAAUGCACCGUUGACAGAUGUUGUCAUUCAGCAUUAUCUUGCGGCUCCAGAAAGAAAGGAUCACGAGGAGAUUCUCUUCCCGCAUGCCGACUUCAGUGCUUUUACUCUGCUACUUAACCAACGAGAUAUUCCGGGACUUGAAGUUCUCAAUGCGAACGGAAUCUGGGUUCCGGCACCACCUAUAGAACAUGCCUUUAUCGUGAAUACUGGAGCAUACUUUGAAUUCUUGUCCAAUUCGAAGUUUCCAUCUACUGUGCAUCGUGUCUAUACGAAGCUCGGCAUCGAGAGGUUCUCAUUUCCGAUCUUUUUCUCCCCUGACCCUAGCUCGUUUGUUCGCCCUCAUCCGGCAUUAGUGAAAGAGGGAGAAAAGUCACAACAUACUCCACACCACAUUGGGAAGAGAUACAUUACCGGGCUCGUCAAUAAUGCCCCAGACCAUCCUUGGGUAAAAAAGUUAAAAGCGUCCGGAAUCAAGGAAGAAGACUAUAAGUGGGAACUUCUUUCGCAGCCAUUUCCUGAACAGAACGGAGUCUAA
Molecule: messenger RNA, 1137 nt
Organism: Cadophora gregata
Lineage: Eukaryota; Fungi; Ascomycota; Leotiomycetes; Helotiales; Ploettnerulaceae
Exons: 8
Coding region: 1-1137 (378 amino acids)
Source: RefSeq, a predicted model, not a curated record